AUGGAUUAUAAGGAAGAACAGAAGCAGGAACUAGAAGUUUUAGAGUCCAUUUAUCCUGAUGAACUGAGGAUCAUAAACGAUGAAUACCCAAAGAUUAAAUUUGAAGUAGCCAUUAAAUUAGAGCUGGAUACAGGUGAUUCUACUUCUGUUUUAACCAAAGAGCACACUAUAAUCGCCGAAUUCAAGUUACCAGAAAACUACCCUGACGAACCAUGCCUGAUUUCAUUGGAAGCUCAAGAAGUAGCCCUCAAUGACAACGAAGAAGAUAACGAGGAAGAUGAAGACGAGGUUGAAUAUGACGACCAUGGUAAUAAAGUACUGAAAAAGUUUGAAAACCUGCCAGAUUUAAUAAGCUUUAAGGGGUACUUGCCUGAAUUAACCGUACAAUUAGAAUCGCAAAUCGAAACCGAUAUGUUAUUGGGUAUGCAAAUGUGUUUUGCAUUGAUUUCAUCCAUAAAAGAAAGAUGUGAGCAAUGGUAUAGUGAACAAUUGAAUAAGCUCGAGAAGCAGUACGAGCUGGAAGCACAAGAACGUGAAAAGAAGGAACAGGCCAAGUUCCAUGGUACUAAAGUCACAAGAGAAUCGUACUUGGAAUGGAGGUCUAAAUUUCGCCAAGAACUGAAACUGGAUGAAAGAGACCAGGUGAGAAGGAUGAAGGCUCAUCAUGGGAAGCUAACCGGUAAGCAAAUGUUUGAACAAGGCGUGGUGGGCACAGGCGACGAGUAUAUGGAAGAGGAUGACGCGAGUGUAGAUGACGUAGCCAAGGGACUUGCCAAGACCGAAAUAGCAAAUCAAUAA
Molecule: messenger RNA, 798 nt
Organism: Saccharomyces cerevisiae S288C
Lineage: Eukaryota; Fungi; Ascomycota; Saccharomycetes; Saccharomycetales; Saccharomycetaceae
Gene: GIR2
Product: Gir2p
Exons: 1
Coding region: 1-798 (265 amino acids)
Source: RefSeq, marked reviewed